GUGGGAAGAAGAAGGGGAAGGAAAAAAAAGCUGGUCAAGAAAGUUAAAAGUUGUUGGGGUCGUUCGCGAAGUGGGAACCAUGUCUCUGGGUGACUGUUGGAAGCAGCUGUCCUGGUUCUACUACCAGUACCUGCUGGUGACGGCGCUGUACAUGCUGGAGCCCUGGGAGAGGACAGUGUUCAACUCCCUGCUGAUCUCCGUGGCCGGCAUGGCCGUGUACACCGGCUACGUCUUCAUGCCGCAGCACAUCAUGGCCAUCCUGCACUACUUCGAGGUCGUCCAAUGACGGGCGGAGUCCCGGCUGUCCGGCCCGCGGGGUCUCGCCUCCGUCCAUCAACCCGUCUGCUGAGGUGGGAGGUCGUCUCCGACCGGGUGGAGGCGGAGCUUCUCUCCUUUCUUUUUUUUCUUUUUUUUCUUCUAUAUCGAAAGUCAGCGCUCUGGACAUCGUGCUCGAGGUCACGCUGGACGAUCGUAUUCCUCCGUGACUGUUUCUCUCCUCACCUUGUGUGAACAGCGUUGGAGGCGUGGCCUUAGAGGAGGGUGUUCUGGGUGUUUUUAUCUAAUUUUUCUUCUAAUUUAAAUCAAGCGCACUUUACCGUAUUUGAAUGUGUAAAUACACGGACGUCUGGUUGUGGAGCAGGUUGGACUUUUUUAUUUUUUAUUUUAUUUUUAUUUUAUCACAUUAAGACGUGAAAACAUUGAUCUCUGAUGGACAAACUCAAGCUUUUUGUUCUUUCACUGGUCAGAAGCGUCUUUUUAAAGAAACGACUUCGGCCAUUUUGCAACGCAAGAAGAAAAAGAUUAACGCUCCAAUUUGAGGGUGGGGGGGUAUUGUUGCCAUGGUAACCAAUCGUACCUGAGAUCUGUCGUUAUUUAUUGUAUGUAAAUCCUGAAGUUUCACUCCAGUCGUGCAUCAGCCGGUGCGCACUAGCUAAGCGAACGGCGGCGCCGACCUUUGACCCGUGAAUGAUGCGUUGGGUCACAGCGUCUGUGCUGCAGGGUUGAAGGGGAGACGUUGACCCCGUGACCUGUACACCUGAGGCUUCUUCCUGUACACAUGGCCGUCUCCGUAGGAGCUCGAGAAGGAGGUGAGCUCUCAGACCUUCUGCAGGCAGCAGUGAAGGAGACGUCCCACACACACGCAUGGUUUCCUCUUUGUACAGAAAUAAUAACGGUUCCAUUUUAAUGUACUUUUAUGUUCGUACCCCUCUUUUUUUGUGAUUAUUUCUAAAAAGAAAAAGAUCCAUUUCCCUCCCUUUGUGUAUAUAAUCUUGUAUUUGUAAAGUUUUUGUAGUUGGUGUGGAGGAGCUACUGAUGCUAAACACUGUUCUGUGACUGGAAUCAUUAAAGGGACAGUACACGCGUUGUGUUUCAAUCUG
Molecule: messenger RNA, 1379 nt
Organism: Pseudoliparis swirei
Lineage: Eukaryota; Metazoa; Chordata; Actinopteri; Perciformes; Liparidae
Gene: sptssa
Product: serine palmitoyltransferase, small subunit A
Exons: 2
Coding region: 80-286 (68 amino acids)
Biological process (GO): ceramide biosynthetic process
Cellular component (GO): serine palmitoyltransferase complex
Molecular function (GO): serine C-palmitoyltransferase activity
Source: RefSeq, a predicted model, not a curated record